UCAUCAAAACCACUGAACACUUUGCAAUAUACAUAAUAAAUUUAACGUUCAAUUUAUUAACACUGUAUUAAUCACAAACAUAUCGAUAAAAUAUAAAAUACAAAACCAUCAUUUCACAGCUUUUACCAUACACACGCAUAUUGCAAACUAAUACUUUUCUACGCCGUAUUUCUUCACACACAUAUUCGCAUCACGCACAUAUUUGCAUUUUAUCGCAAAAUUAUGACUGACGAGGUCUCUUUCUUCGAUCCGGAAGUAGUCACACCACCGGAAGCCCAGAUUGAUCCAAAUUUCUUGGAAUUGAUCACAGUCCAUGGCAAAAAUGAUAUCAAGAUUCACAGCAAGAGCUUCUCUCAACUAUUCGAUAAGCCAGAAAUUGAUGGAUUCGGAUACUCCAUUUUUCUCGUGGUUGGAAAACAUCACACCCAAAAUUCUGAUAUGAUUGGAAUCAUUCUCCAAAAUUUACAAACUACGGGAAACAUUUCAAUGCUAGAGGUGAUAGAAUCUGACCUUUUCACCGGCCCGAAAGACAAUUACAAGUCGAAAGGUCUCAUCGCUUAUUCGAAACCUGUCAUCUGUAAAGGAAGCGAUGGAAGAAAUGCAGCAAAUUUUUUUCUCGACGUUUGGGGGGAUUUCAAAGAUGGUGAUGAACGUGACACAAGCUACAUUUUGUUGGCUGGACUAGGCGCAGCCUUGUCAAGUACUAUGAUAUACAAAGGAGAUGGACAAAUUAGUGCCUCCAACUGGACCUGGCUUCGCAGAAUGAUUUCCGUCUCCAGGAAAGUUCACGGCUCCGGUGAAAUGCAAAACUUGCUCUUUUUCAUUCAAAACUGGGCCUUAAAGGAGUAUGGAAUUUCUGGUAAAAGUGCAGGAAAUUCAUAUAUCAAAGCACUUAUGGGAGACCGUACUGCAAUGUCACCUGACAUGAGUUACGUCUUCAAAUCACUUUCGCAACCCCAAUGUUAUGCAUUUCCCAAAAUCGAGACAGGGGACAAUAAAUGUCGCCUCCUUAUCAAACAACAAUUGAAAGCAUUCCAACAAUUACUUUCCUUUAAUAUCAAAUCCAAAAAGAUUGACGGCGUUGAGGCUGGAUAUGCAAAUAUUUUUAAUAUUUUCAAGUUUGAAAAUUUGCCGGAUUCUGCUGAACUAUUAAAGUUGGAAGAAAUUGUUGAACCUGUUGAACCCGAAGAAAUUGAGGGUGCAGAUGAAGAAUCAAAAUGUUCGUCUGAACUUACCCAAGAAAAUUAUGAGUCUGAUUCAGAACAUAAGCACGAUUUAGAGCCGCAAUCCAAUAUAAAUCUUGACCAAUCAACUUCCGGUUCUUCCCUUCAUCAUCAAAGCAUGAAAUUUUCCUUUGAAACCGAAGAUGUUGACACGAGCCAGAGUUUCGCUACUCUUUCACUCAACGAUCCAACCCCCUUUUCUCCGGAAGUGAACGAUAUGUGGACCACUGCGACUGCAGAUAAUAGCAUGUUCAACUUUGAUUCCUCAAAUGAGUGGAAUUUGCCAAUGGAAAAUAAAGUUGAGAUUGAGAAGAAACCAGAGGAGCAACCACCCCCAAUUAUUUCUGGUCCAGUUAUCGACACGGAUUUUCACUCACUUCCAGCACCUGCACCUUUGGAGCAAUUUGAAGAGCAAACCACCACCACUCCAGCCCAGUUGCAUUCCCUUCAAGAACACACAACCCAUGAGAAAGCUGAAGACCUCAUUCAACGAAUUUUUGCAUCCAAACUCCCUGUAGUUCAAAGAGCUUUCAAACGGCCUGAAAUAAAACUCCGUGGAAUUGUGCCGCAAAGCGUGCCAAAUCUAUUGUCGCUGGAAAGGGACAACGAACUCUGGAGAAAGCCUGUCCAUCAGGAAGAAGACAUAAUUAAGCCUAGCACUAGUCACGACUUGGUCGAAAUUCCUGACGCUGAUAAUAAUAUAUUCACUGAUCAAAAACCUUCUUCAUCUUCAGCAAGAAGCGUAUCGCCAAAAACGUCAACGACAAAAACUAAGAGUCCUAGUCCUCCUCCAAGAACAAGUAAUAAUGAAAUUGCUACCAUUCCUGACGGACUCAUGGCAUCGGCAGUGCAUAUUUUCGAAAAUUUGGAGCUCUCAUCAGAAAUUAAUCUAGCCUCCAUCACCAAGCUGAUUUUUGACCAUUGCUACAAAUACGGUGGCGUCAAAUUGCAGGGAUGCGAUCCAAACGACGAUGGCGCACUUUUAUCCGUUAUUCUUCCACCUCUUCGAGCAGUAUCAAACUAUCAAACUGCACUUGAGAAAGAAUUCGAACGCCAAAUUUGUUUCGACUCGCCUCAAGAAUUUCAAGAAGUGACGAGAAAAAUUAAAACUCAAAUUACAAAAGAGUUAACAGGGCCACUGAAGGAGAGUGUUCUUUACAAGAUGAACCAGUUGGAUGAAAAGUAUAAAGAAAUUAAUGACAAAAUUGUCCAAGCGGAAGAACAAACUGCAAGAUAUGCUAAACAACUUGUCUCAAGUUUUUAUGAUGAGCAAUUAAAGAGCUGGAAACUUCAAGGGGAAUUCAAAACCUUGCACAAGACUACUUUGGAACUUUGUAAGGAAGCAUUUCAACAAGCUUACGGGCGACCUGGGUCACAAAUCGGGAAUAAAAUGCUAACGCAACUCUUGGACAAACUUGAAAAGGAAUGUCCCGAUUUAGAAAAAACGAUUGGCGAUACCGCCGCCAGACAGAAGGUCACUGCGGCUCGACUUGUCGAAACAUGCACCUCCACCUACAAGUUAGAAAUGGACCGUAAUUUAAAAAAUCCUGCCUUAAAUGCGAGUCACUUUCAAUCUCUGCAUCAAACAGCGUCUCACAAUGCAAUCCGGAGUUUCCAAGAGGAGUCAAAGUCUUCAUUUGAAAUCUCGAUGGAUAAGUUUGAACAAGACCUUCAAAAAAAUAUUGACCAAUUGAGCAAUAAUUUUAAGGAAGAGUUUGACUCUACCAAACCAAAACCUAAAAGUGCAGCAGAAAGUGGUCAAAAUGGGUCAAAAAUGCCAUUUAGCAAUGCACCAUCCUCCGUAAAACAACUGCAACCAGUUCCAAAACCAAGAACUCGACAGCAGCAGCAAAAAAAUGAUGCAGAAUCAUCACCUUCCUCCAUCCCGGUAGGGAUCUUCUUCUCUUUAGAUAAGAUCUCUGCUGCCACAUUCGACCCCCAGAAUGGAACCUUCAAGACAAUUUACGGCCCAAAACUCAACCAGAUUUGUUUCUCGGAAGAAAUUCUAAUAACUGGUUUUCCUCAGAGCGUCCCAGACAACAAAGUUCUCAAGAUGAGACAAAUCUUGACAAAUCCCAAAAUUGAGGAGAAUCGAAAGGUCGAGAUUUAUGGACGAACUGCAAUAUUACGAGUUGAGGAAAUUGUAGCUUACAUUCUCGCCCAGUUGCAUGAGAAUCUGAAAAUAAUCCUUCAUUCGUCUUCCAUCUCUUACGCCAUCACGUACCCUUCAUCCUUUAACAAAACGAUGUGGACGGUCCUCAAGGAUGCGACACUAAUUGCAGGCAUAAAAGCAACCCUUGUCCGAGAGUCGGAUGCGAUUUUGACACAUGCAAUUCACACCAGGAAAUUAGUUGAGAAAAAAACAUGGGUUUUGGUGGCAAUAGAGGAUCCUGACACGAAAGGUAGUGACCUUGCAGUAUAUGAAAAUAGUGGAAAUGGGGGAGCACUCCAGCUUAACAAGGUUAUUGGAUGCGGGCCAGGAUCCAAAUAUUGGGGCUUGAAAUCAGCAACAGGAAUGGAGGAAUGUAUGGAUAAGUUGUCAAAAAAAGUUGCCAAAUCGAAUCCAAGAAUUUACUUGUACUGCAACGGUCCUCAAAGUAAAGCAAGCAAUAUAAAGUCUAUAAAAUCAGCGACGACUGACACUCAGUGGGUGGAAGCAAUAAAGGUAUCAGAACCUUUGGAAGGUGCAUCGCUUGUAGCAUGUAUUCAACACAAUGCAGCAUAUCGCACCAAAUGGGUACAGAAAUUCCCUUUCGCCAACCUGUCCAACAUUUUGAAGACCUUGCCAAACUCGUCUAACCUGACUCACUCUCAAGUUGAUCAUGUCGGCAGUAAUUUACCGAACGUCUCAAUCAAGGGAAAAUCCGCGGAAGUCCAGAAUUAUAAUGUUGCUCAUUUUAGAAACCUGGAGGCUGCUAAAGAUAGCGUGCGCCAAAAUUACAUCAGGAUUCAGGACCGGAUCGGUAAGCAAGAAAUUAAUGUACUGGAAGAUGCCGUUAGAAAAAUUAUGAAUGAACAAUUGUCUGCUCAGCAAGUCCACGCCAAGUGGAACGCAGCCCUUAAAAAGAUUCAUCAUAAUUCAUGAUCCAUUCAAUAUGCAAAACGUUCUAAAUAAAUAAAUAAAUUGACCGCUGUUUGUCAUUCAUCAUAAAAA
Folsomia candida is the source of this 4377-nucleotide messenger RNA. RefSeq lists its product as uncharacterized. The record is from RefSeq and is a predicted model, not a curated record. The coding region runs from base 223 to 4308 and encodes 1361 amino acids. Gene Ontology annotation, molecular function: GTPase activity; GTP binding. Lineage: Eukaryota; Metazoa; Arthropoda; Collembola; Entomobryomorpha; Isotomidae. The transcript is spliced from 2 exons.